UUUGAUGAUUCAGUGAUCGCCUGGGAGAUCAAAAUUUGAUUUUUAUUUGAUUGGAAUUGGGAUCUGGAAUCUAGGGUUUAGUUGGCUGAAGGGGAAGCGAUGGGGGAGGAGUUUUCGGGUUCAUCCACGGCUAUUGGUUCAUCCAAUAUCGGCUUCCAGCUUUUGAAGAAGCACGGAUGGAAAGAAGGAACUGGGCUUGGAAUUUCUCAGCAGGGUAGGUUGGAGCCGGUAAAAACUUAUUUGAAGAACAAUAAACGAGGUCUAGGAUCAGAAAAAGUAAAGAAGAAACUACCAAAGCCUCUUGAAGCUCCCAUUUCAGAAUGCCAAAAUGACAAGGAUCAAACACCUCCAAGGAAAUCUAAGGCAUCUAAAAGGAUGAGGAAGAUGCAGGAGUUGGAACAACGUUUGCAGGAAAGGGAAUUUGAGCGGGCAUUUCGCAGGGAGUUCUGGCCAGAUAAUGUGUGACAAUGGAAUUUGUACAGGUUUUAGACUUCUUGUAGACUCAUUUUUGCCCUUUAUUUUUGGGCUGUUGCAAGAUUAAUUGUAUUACUCAACACACAGUUUAUGAUAGAAAUUUUGUACAUAUAUCACCAUCA
Molecule: messenger RNA, 596 nt
Organism: Pistacia vera
Lineage: Eukaryota; Viridiplantae; Streptophyta; Magnoliopsida; Sapindales; Anacardiaceae
Product: G patch domain and ankyrin repeat-containing protein 1 homolog
Exons: 4
Coding region: 100-465 (121 amino acids)
Molecular function (GO): nucleic acid binding
Source: RefSeq, a predicted model, not a curated record